AUGCCUCUUUACGAAUUAAUUGUUCUCGCAAGAGCUAAUACUGCUAAGGCUACUACCAGUUUAGUUUCUAGUGUAGCUUAGAGCAUUUUAGAAAAGGGUGGUAAUGUAAGAAAUACCACUAUAUUAGGUGAUAGAAUAUUAAAUAGAACAGUUAAGGGUAAUGAUGAUAAGAAGCAUCUAGUAGGUCGUUAUGUCUAAAUUCUUUAUGAUGGUAAUCCUUAAAUGAUGGGUUAAAUCGAAAAGGCUGCUCGUGAAUCUAAUGAAGGUAUUAGAGCAAAAACCUUUAAAAUCAAGGACUUUUACAGCGAUGCUUAAUUAUUUAGAAGAGCUCUUAAACAAACUUCUCCUGUUUAUCCUUCUUAUCUUAAUGACAAGAGUUAUCUUCACUAGCUUAAAUAGAUUGCAAAGAAAACUAACAAGUAAUGA
This is a messenger RNA of Tetrahymena thermophila SB210, 426 nucleotides long. Its product is annotated as ribosomal protein S6. Gene Ontology annotation, cellular component: ribosome. Gene Ontology annotation, molecular function: structural constituent of ribosome; small ribosomal subunit rRNA binding. The transcript has a single exon. Lineage: Eukaryota; Ciliophora; Oligohymenophorea; Hymenostomatida; Tetrahymenidae. Gene Ontology annotation, biological process: translation. The record is from RefSeq and is a predicted model, not a curated record.